AUGGGCUGCCCGCGGCCCCUUGCCUCCCUCUUCUUCCUAUGUGCCUUGCUGCUCGGCAGUUUCUGCAACAAAGCAAACAAGCACAAACCCUGGAUUGAGGCUGAAUACCAGGGCAUCGUCAUGGAGAAUGAUAACACAGUCCUGCUCAACCCACCGCUAUUUGCUCUGGACAAGGAUGCACCACUGCGCUAUGCAGGUGAGAUCUGCGGCUUUCGGAUCCAUGGGGCAGGGGUGCCCUUUGAAGCUGUGAUCCUCGACAAGGCCACGGGUGAGGGGCUGAUCCGAGCCAAGGAGCCGAUGGACUGCGAAGCGCACAAGGAGCACACCUUCACCAUCCAAGCAUACGACUGUGGAGAGGGACCUGAUGGGACCAACACCAAGAAAUCCCACAAGGCCACCGUGCACGUGCGGGUGAAUGACGUGAAUGAGUUUGCUCCGGUCUUUGUGGAGAAGUUAUACCGUGUGGCGGUGACCGAGGGGAAACUCUAUGACCGCAUCCUGCGGGUGGAGGCUAUUGACGGAGACUGCUCCCCCCAGUACAGCCAGAUUUGCUACUAUGAGAUCCUCACCCCCAACAUCCCCUUCCUGAUUGACAAUGAUGGGAACAUUGAGAACACAGAGAAGCUGCAAUACAGUGGAGAGCACCUAUACAAGUUCACAGUCACAGCCUACGAUUGUGGCAAGAAGCGGGCAUCUGAUGAUGCUGAAGUGGAGAUCCAAGUGAAGCCCACUUGCAAACCCAGCUGGCAGGGCUGGAAUAAGCGGAUUGAGUACACGCCAGGUGCAGGUAGUCUGGCACUGUUUCCCAGCAUCCACCUGGAGACAUGUGAUGAGCCGCUGUGGAACAUCCAAGCUACAGUGGAGCUGCAGACAAACCACGUGGCCAAGGGGUGUGACCGUGACAACUACUCGGAGAAGUCGCUGCGCAAACUCUGUGGUGCUGCCUCAGGUGAGGUUGACCUGCUGCCUGUGCCCAGCCCCCUUGCCAACUGGACGGCACGGCUCUCAGUGCAUUACAGCCAGGACAGUAGCCUCAUCUACUGGUUCAAUGGCAGCCAGGUGGCCCAGGUGCCUGUGGGCAGUGGGAUGGGUGCUCACGAGGGGCUCAGUGACCACUUCACCCUGUCGCUGUGGAUGAAACAUGCUGUGGUGCCUGGAAAGGGCAAGAAGGAGGAGGAGACCGUGAUCUGCAGUACGGUGCAGAGUGAGGAUGGCUACUCUCACUACUCCCUGGCUGUGCAUGGCUGCCGAAUUGCUUUCCUAUAUUGGCCUUUGCUGGAGAGUGCGAGACCUGUCAAAUUUCUGUGGAAGCUGGAGCAGGUCUGUGAUGAUGAAUGGCACCAUUAUGCUCUCAACCUGGAGUUCCCCACCGUCACGCUCUAUGUGGAUGGUGUGUCCUACGACCCCGCGCUCAUCCAUGACAAUGGCCUCAUCCAUCCCCCAAGGCGGGAACUUUCCCUCAUGAUCGGAGCCUGCUGGGUUGAGGAAAAAAACAAAGAGAAAAUCAGAGGGAACGAGAACUCCACAGAUCCUACGCAAGGAGACCCUCUGCUGAUUCACCACUACUUCCAUGGUUACCUGGCUGGCUUCACCAUGCGCCCCGGCAGCCUGGAGAGCCGGGAGGUGAUUGAGUGCCUCUACGCCUGCCGUGAGGGGCUUGACUACAGUGACUUUGACAGCCUUGGCAAAGGGAUGAAGGUUCAUGUUAAUCCCUCACAGUCCCUGCUCACACUGGAGGGUGAUGAUGUGGAAACCUUCAACCACGCAAUCCAGCAUGUGGUUUACAUGAACUCGCUGCGCUUUGCCACGCCUGGAGUCCGGCCGCUCAAGCUCACCACCACUGUCAAAUGCUUCAGUGAAGAAUCAUGCGUCUCCAUCCCUGAUGUGGAAGGCUACGUGGUGGUGCUGCAACCUGAUGCCCCCCAGAUCCUGCUGAGUGGUAAUGCUCACUUUGCUCGUCCUGCAUCAGACUUUGAGAACCCUGAUGGGGUCCCCCUGUUCCCUGACCUCCAGGUCACCUGCUCCAUCUCUCACCAGGUGAAGGCCAAGAAGGAUGAGAGCUGGCAUGGCACGGUGACAGACACACGAAUGUCAGAUGAGAUUGUCCACAACCUGGAUGGCUGCGAGAUCUCCCUGGUGGGAGAUGACCUGGACCCAGAGAGGGAAUACCUGAUCCUGGAUGGAGCAUUCCUGCAGCAGCGGGGCCUGGAGCUCAUCAACACCUCUGCCUACUUCACCAUCACAGGCGUGGAGAGCAUUGCAGUAUAUGAGGAGAUCCUCCGCCAGGUCUCAUACCGCAUCCGCCAUGGCGCUGCCCUCUAUGAGAGGAAAUUCCGCCUUUCCUGCACCGAGAUGAAUGGACGCUACUCCAGCAACGAGUUUACUGUUGAGGUGAACGUCCUCCACAAUAUGAACCGGGCUGCUCAUCCUAACCACAUCCUCAGCUCCCAGCAAUUCAUGCACCAAGGUCACCACCUACCACCAGAACUAUCUGGGCACAGCCUGGCCAAUGUCCAUCGCAACUCCAUGGUCCCCAGCGCAGCCACCACCAUCAUCGUGGUGUGUGUGGGCUUCUUGGCACUCAUGGUCAUCCUGGGCAUCCUGCGCAUCCACUCCCUGCACCACCGGGGGGCUGGGCACAAGGCCCCAGGGACUGCCGGGGGAGGCCAUGCAGGAGCCAGCAGCAAGGAGAGCGACAUGUUCUGGGAUGACUCAGCCCUCACCAUUAUCGUCAACCCCAUGGAGUGCCACUUGAUAGAGCUGAUGGAAGAAAAGAUCCGAGGAUUGGAGAUGCAGGUAGAAACUCUGGUCGAGUUUAGAAGGGGAUUCGAGCAGAUGAUGGAGCAAAGACAUGAGGAGGCUGAAGGAAAAAGCUCAGACUUGCAGAUGGAAACAGGACCAAAGAAUUCUGAGGGGAGACUGCUGGUCAUACCAAAGCUGCCAGGAGAGGGCAGCAGAGAGUGGGGAGACCAGAGCUGUAGAGGAAGUGGAGGAGGAGGAGGAGAAUGAUGACAGCAGUGACUCAGACACACCGGACACCCCAGGCAGUGAUGAUGGAGAUGACCAGCGCAUCGUGGGCAAAAGAGAUGGCCCCUGCUGCUACUAGG
Messenger RNA from Emys orbicularis (European pond turtle), 3107 nucleotides. It is a transcript of the gene CLSTN3, whose product is annotated as calsyntenin 3. Gene Ontology annotation, biological process: positive regulation of synapse assembly; positive regulation of synaptic transmission; homophilic cell-cell adhesion. Lineage: Eukaryota; Metazoa; Chordata; Testudines; Emydidae. Bases 1 to 3009 code for a protein of 1002 amino acids. The record is from RefSeq and is a predicted model, not a curated record. Gene Ontology annotation, cellular component: postsynaptic membrane; cell surface. Gene Ontology annotation, molecular function: X11-like protein binding; amyloid-beta binding; kinesin binding. The transcript has 19 exons.